Capsicum annuum is the source of this 1272-nucleotide messenger RNA. RefSeq names its product protein NRT1/ PTR FAMILY 5.6. Bases 1 to 756 code for a protein of 251 amino acids. Gene Ontology annotation, molecular function: transmembrane transporter activity. Gene Ontology annotation, cellular component: membrane. The transcript is spliced from 3 exons. The record is from RefSeq and is a predicted model, not a curated record. Gene Ontology annotation, biological process: transmembrane transport. Lineage: Eukaryota; Viridiplantae; Streptophyta; Magnoliopsida; Solanales; Solanaceae.
AUGAGGAAAGCAAGAAAGAGAUGGUUUAAGCAUGUGAAGAGAGGAACAAAACCUAGCCCUAUUCUUUACAUUUUCAACGUUGUUAAAGCAGCAAACUUAAAGAGACAUCUCGAUUAUCCAGUUUCUCCUAGUCAGUUGUUCAAGAAUUACAGUAAAAGUGACACACAGAUUCUUCCUCAUAUUCCAUUCCUCAGAUGGUUGGACAGAGCCGGGAUUGUGGAGCCAUCACCUCCUUGUCCAGCAUCAACAGAGCAAGCGGAAACUGCAGGCAGACUUUUUGAGGUAGCAAAGGUGAGGGAUGUGAAGCGUUUGAUAAGUAUGUUUCCUCUUUGGUCGAGUUUUUUUGUAUACAGUCUCGUAGAGGCUACAGCAAGCACAUUCUUUUACGUACAAGCUGAAUUCAUGGAUGACCAUCUUGGGAAGAUAUCCCACGUCCCAAUAGUAGUUUUUGUUAUCAUCAAGACCUCUACAAGUUCCAUUGUAGAAAUCAUAUGUGAAUUGCUCAAGAGAAAAGGAAGUGCACCACGACGUCCUCCACUGUAUAGAGUUGUACUUGGAAUGUUGUGUUCUUUCUUUUGUUGUCUAACUGCUUGGCGGGUCGAAGUUUACAGGCGUGGUGAACUGGAAGUAUGGUUGGACGACUAUAACACCGAGCAGUACACUAAUAAAAUUAGUUUUGUUUUGGCUAACACCUCAAUUCUUCUUGGUUGGCCUUAUGGAUGGACUUUCGUCGAGUGGGCUCCAAGAUUUCUUUGAAACUCAAGUUUGUGAUUCAAUGAAAGGGUAUGGGCCAGAAUUCAGUAAAUUUGUCACUGGCAUUGGCAAAUUCUUUAGUGUGAUCAGCAUCCUCAUUUUCAGACCCUGGUUUAAGGAAGAUGUAAACAAAGUCGUUUGGACAAGUACUAUGCUAUGUUAAUGGUUCCUACCUUCCUUAACUUUUGCUUUUGCUGGUUUGUGAGCAACUGGUAUGCCAAUCAGCAGCCCCAUGACAUUGACAUGGACAUAAACAUUGCUCAAGAAUUAGGAGAUGUUGCCCAAGAAGUUUUGAAAAAUCAUAAUUCGGGCUUUGACAUUGCUCAUCAAGAAUUAGAAGAUGGUCCAGUAGAAAUCGUGACAAAUUAUGAACAUUCGACUCCAUCUAUCAAUAACUGAUGUUACAUAACACAACCUAAAUGUACUAAACGUUCGCCAUUUUUUGUGUAAUGAUUCUUGUAAUUUAGACCUCCAACAGCGAGCCGAGCAUAUCAACUAUGAUUUUCAAUAGACAUAAUA